Messenger RNA from Agelaius phoeniceus (red-winged blackbird), 726 nucleotides. It is a transcript of the gene MYF6, whose product is annotated as myogenic factor 6. Gene Ontology annotation, biological process: skeletal muscle cell differentiation; positive regulation of myoblast differentiation; muscle organ development. Gene Ontology annotation, molecular function: RNA polymerase II cis-regulatory region sequence-specific DNA binding; protein dimerization activity; DNA-binding transcription factor activity, RNA polymerase II-specific. The record is from RefSeq and is a predicted model, not a curated record. NCBI's taxonomy places the organism in Eukaryota, Metazoa, Chordata, Aves, Passeriformes, Icteridae.
AUGAUGGACCUUUUUGAAACUGGCUCCUAUUUCUUCUACUUGGAUGGGGAGAAUGGAGCCCUGCAGCAGCUGGAGAUGGCUGAGGGAUCCCCGCUGUACCCAGGCAGCGAUGGCACCUUGUCUCCAUGUCAGGACCAAAUGCAGCCGGAGGCCGGCAGUGACAGCAGCGGAGAGGAGCAUGUGCUGGCACCCCCGGGACUACAACCCCCUCACUUCCCCGGCCAGUGUUUGAUCUGGGCUUGUAAAACUUGCAAGAGAAAGUCGGCCCCCACGGACAGACGGAAGGCAGCCACCCUGCGGGAGAGGAGAAGGCUGAAGAAGAUCAACGAAGCCUUCGAGGCUCUGAAAAGGCGGACUGUGGCCAACCCCAACCAGAGGCUGCCCAAGGUGGAGAUACUGAGGAGCGCCAUCAGCUACAUCGAGAGGCUGCAGGACCUCUUGCACAGGCUGGAUCAGCAGGAGAAAAUGCAGGAGAUCGGGGGAGACCCCUUCAGCUUCAGCCCCAAGCAGGGAAAUAUCCCCAGUUCGGACUUCCUGAACACCUGCAGCUCCGACUGGCAAAGCGUUUCUGACCAUUCCCGAGCCCUAGGAGUCAGCCCCAAAGAAGGGGUCUCCGCUGUCGAGUCGUCGGCCUCCAGCAGCCUUCGCUGCCUCUCCUCAAUAGUGGACAGUAUUUCUUCCGACGAUCCCAAACUGCCCAGCGCGGAGGAAGCGGUGGAGAAAUAA